UAAUAACAUAACAUAAGAAUAGUUUAUAUGAACACGCAAGGUAAGUUAAGGAGACCAAAGGAAGAAGAAGAAGUAGUGGAGUGAUCCUGGUUGGGUGUGAAAAAUGUCGCACAGCGAUACCAUACCCCUUCACCCAUCUUCCCAAUCCGACAUUGACGAGAUCGAGAACCUCAUCAAUGCCAGCGUUCACCAAUCAGUCCCUUCGGCGAGACCUCCCAGUCCCCCACGCGCCUCCAUCCCCGUCUCCGUCUCCGCCGCCCCUUCCCCCUUCAUCUCCUCCAACCUCCCUCCACCGCCACCCCUCCCUAAAUCCUCCGUCUCCGCCGUCCCUCCGCCCCCUCCCCCGCCGCGCGCCGACAUCUCCUCCUCCGGGUUCGGCUCCGCCCCCAACACGCUCACUGAGCCCGUCUGGGACACCGUGAAGCGCGAUCUCUCGAGAAUCGUGAGCAAUCUGAAGCUCGUUGUGUUCCCCAACCCUUUCCGCGAGGACCCCGGUAAGGCCCUCAGGGAUUGGGAUCUGUGGGGCCCUUUCUUCUUCAUUGUCUUCCUCGGCCUCACCCUCUCUUGGUCUGCCUCUGUCAAAAAGUCUGAGGUUUUUGCUGUUGCAUUUGCUUUACUUGCUGCUGGCGCUGUAAUUUUGACAUUGAACGUACUUCUUCUGGGUGGACACAUUAUUUUCUUUCAGAGUCUGAGUCUGUUGGGUUAUUGCUUGUUCCCUCUGGACGUCGGUGCAUUAAUUUGUAUGUUGAAGGACAAUGUCAUAGUGAAAGUGGUUGUUGUGUGUGUGACAUUGGCUUGGAGCUCUUGGGCUGCAUAUCCUUUCAUGAGUUCUGCAGUCAACCCCAGGAGAAAAGCUCUUGCACUCUACCCAGUUUUUCUCAUGUAUGUAUCUGUUGGUUUUCUCAUCAUUGCCAUUGACUAAAUGCAUCAAUGCUUCUGAUUUCUUUAUUACGAUAACCACCUGGAAUCUGCUUCUAAAUAGGAAUUUUUGUUUGAUGAUCAACCAUUUUUUUUUAAUUCUUUUCUGCCCCUCCUUUUUUCUGUUUAAAAUUUGGUUAGAUAUAUUUGAAGACAAACAGUUGUAUAAUAUUACGUGGAAAGUAUAUGGUGGGAUCAAACUUGCUACAUAAGUAUUGUUUCUCUUUCUAUUAUGUA
Molecule: messenger RNA, 1155 nt
Organism: Glycine soja
Lineage: Eukaryota; Viridiplantae; Streptophyta; Magnoliopsida; Fabales; Fabaceae
Product: protein YIPF6 homolog
Exons: 3
Coding region: 104-922 (272 amino acids)
Biological process (GO): endoplasmic reticulum to Golgi vesicle-mediated transport
Cellular component (GO): membrane; trans-Golgi network
Source: RefSeq, a predicted model, not a curated record